Molecule: messenger RNA, 897 nt
Organism: Lachancea nothofagi CBS 11611
Lineage: Eukaryota; Fungi; Ascomycota; Saccharomycetes; Saccharomycetales; Saccharomycetaceae
Source: the annotation of a GenBank genome assembly
AUGUCUGAUAAACCUAAAAAGACUUCGCAUCUAAUAGGUGGAUUUGUUGGUGGAUUGACAUCUGCAGUGGUUCUGCAACCAUUCGACUUAUUGAAGACAAGACUUCAGCAAAAUACAGGAUCCACUUUACUAGGGGUAGUGCAAUCCAUCGACUCACCAGCCCAAUUAUGGAAAGGUACGGUACCUUCAGCACUUCGAACAUCUGUGGGAAGUGCUCUGUUUCUUUCGACCUUGAACGUGGUAAGGUCGACAAUAUCUGAGCGAAGGGCAACUGCAGCUGGUCGCAUAAUGAGUAACAGUAGUUCUUUGCCUAAGCUGUCCAUGUCUGAAAAUCUAAUAUCUGGAGCAUUGACUAGAGCAGCAGUUGGAGUUGUCACAAUGCCAAUAACUGUACUUAAAGUAAGGUUCGAAUCAACGAUGUAUGACUACAAGACAAUUGGCGAAGCCGCCAAACAUAUUUAUCGCUCAGAAGGCAUAAAAGGUCUUUUCAGCGGAUGCAAUGCUACCAUAUUGAGGGACGCUCCUUACGCGGGGCUCUACGUCUUACUUUACGAACAAUCAAAACUACAACUGCCGCAAUUGUUGCCGUCCUGGCUGGUGACUAGCAACGACCAAGGUAAGUUCUCCACUACGACUUCGACUAUUAUCAAUUCCAUCGCAGCGUUCGGCUCCGCAAGUAUGGCCACAACGAUCACCGCACCAUUUGAUACUAUCAAAACUAGAAUGCAACUGAAACCGACUCAAUACUCCGGGUUCCUGCAGACGUUUUAUUCGAUUAUCAGAAAUGAGCAGCCAAAAAACCUCUUUGAUGGACUGAGUCUAAGGCUCGCAAGAAAAGCGUUCAGCGCAGGUAUAGCAUGGGGUAUCUACGAGGAACUAAUAAAAAGGAUCGUUUAG